Molecule: messenger RNA, 2467 nt
Organism: Aspergillus candidus
Lineage: Eukaryota; Fungi; Ascomycota; Eurotiomycetes; Eurotiales; Aspergillaceae
Product: RIX1/PELP1 family protein
Exons: 2
Coding region: 64-2421 (785 amino acids)
Biological process (GO): rRNA processing
Cellular component (GO): nucleus
Source: RefSeq, a predicted model, not a curated record
CGCAUCUCUAGCUUCAAUUACACCACCCACUUGGCUCGGGAUAUAGUCAAGAAAUAUCUCACCAUGGCUUCGCUUUCGGUGCUCCAUGCCGUCAACCAUCGUCUCACGAACAUUCCGGUCAAGCAACUCCCCGCCAUUACAGCGAGCUUGGCCAUUUCUCUCUCCAAUUGCGGGGAGUUGCUGUCCUCGACUCAGUCCCUGUCGCAAAAGUCCAAACCGGGAAAAUCCGAUGCCAGUUCCGACAAUGCGAUCCAGAUGCAUCGGUUGAUGACGCGACUGUCGAGUCUGCUGCAAGAUCGCAGUCCGGAAGGGCGAUGGACGGCCGUGGUGUUGAUCAAGGCGGCGGUGGAGGCCGGACAAUGGGAGAUCCUCCGCUCGUGUGAGCCGCUGGUGCGCGGACUUAUUGCGAUCCUGACGAAACCCGAUCCCAAUUCCACCAAGAAAAUGGCCCUCAUCACCUUGACCCGCAUCUUCCACCUCACCUACCAGUAUCCCACCCUCGUGCGCGAGAUUACCACCCCGUCGCUGCCUGGGUUCGUCACUUCCGCCUUGAACCUGAUCUCCGUGAAGGCCUCGUCCGAACCCGUGCGCCGCCUGAAGCCCCAUACCCCCUUCGUCGAGAUCGUCCUCCAGGCCCUCGGAGAGCUGAUCGUCCGUCACCCGACCACCUUCCGUCCCUUCUCCGCUCAGAUCCAUAGCGUGCUGCUGGCGAUCAUUGGGUCGACGUCGCCGUGUUUCCCGGAUCCGGUGGUGAACGUGGCGGAGCGCCUAUUCGUCUCUCUGCACCAAUGCGCGCCCAAGAACGCUUCGACCGACGAGUGGAAGAGCGCCUGCAACAUGACCAUCGCCUCGGCGCACGAAGCCGCCCAGUCCGUCUUCCGCUCGGUCGUAGAGCAGUGGGAGUCGGUUGAUCCGACCACCCGGAGGUCCGCGAGAUCGUCGGACUACACCAAGGAGGUGGGUGGCCAGGGGGAUGCCCUGGGACUCGGGGCCUGGCAGAGUGUACACGCCGGCGUAGAUCGGCUCGUCAUGCUGCUGCGACUGCUCUCGACAUUCUUGGGGACCCCCACGGCAUCAGCCGUCGCCGUCCCCAUCGGCGCCAUCCUGGAUCUGACGUCGCGACUGACAUCGCUGACGGUACCCUCCCCCGGGAGAGAGGUCCAACCCAACCAGCAGAUCAGUCGCGUCGAGCGAGAGGAGCUCUUCACGGAGCUACCCCGCAUCCACACUGCCUGCCUCGAGCUGCUGCUCACGCUCUCGCGGACCCUCGAGUCGGCAGUGACCCCCGUGGGCCAGACCAUCCUGGAGCAAACCCUCUGGGUCUUCCCCGCGGAGCGAUUCAGCCGCCAGGUGCGCUCGUCGACCUACGAGCUAGUCCAGGAGCUGCUCCCGCACCUGGGUCCCACGAUGUCCCGGCAGAGCGUCUCCGCGUUGACAAACCUCAUCCGGGCCUGCUGCAGCGAUCUCCUCCCACCAACCAACGACCAGACCGGCCCCGCGGCCGACACCAAGGGCAAGCCAAAAUCCAACCCGACGACCGCCAACGCCGACUCCUUCCUGAAUCCAACCCUCAAGCAGACCCGGCAGGCCGACUCGUCCUCCUACCCGGACCUGCACCGCACAGCCGUAUCCUUCCUCCCCGCCGUCCUCAUGCACGCCCCCACCGAGCACUUCUCGCCCGCCCUGCGCGCCGAAAUCGACCGCACCAUCAUCCUCACAGCCGACAAAGACGCCAUGCUCGCCAGCGUGCUCAACCCCAUGCCCGCCAUGAAGGGCCGCGCGGCCCCCGCCAGCAUCCUGCCCUUCCUCGCGCGCAGCGCGCCCACCUCCCCCGACGUCGAGGCGCUCAUCCGCCCGCGCAUGCCGGUCCUGAUGCCCACCUCAACCAUCGGCACCUACGACACCAUGGACGAGUCGGAGUCAGAAUCUGAAUCCGACCCCAAACCCACAACUACCAUCCCAUCCCACACCAAAUCCGGCUUUCUCCACACAUCUUCCUCCGCCACCACCAUGCUCCAAUCAGCAGCCGCGCCCCAGCAAGCCCCGACCCUGCAAAUGAGCAAGCGCACCUACGAAGAGGAGCCGCAGGUCCUCCGUUCGCAACAACAGCCAGCAGCGCAAACCACCGCGCCUGAACGGUCCCACAGCAAGAAGCCCCGCGUCUCGGCUGAGACCACCCCGGCGCCGUCUCUGGGCGCCGCCUCACCGGCUACUUUCACAGGCACGGCGGCCAUCCCGGCACCCGUGGACCCGGAGAUUACCGCUGCGGCGGCCCCGGCUCCUGUGUCGGCUGGUGGAGUGGGUGCUGCGGCGGCGGCGGAGGAGGAGGAUGGGGAUGAGAGUGGUGAUGAUUUGCCUGCUUUGAAUCUUGAUCCGGAUACGGAUGAUGAUGAUGAUGAUGAUGUGAGUAUGGAUGGUUGAUUGGUGAUUAUAGAAAGAGGGGGUAGAAUAUAAUGCAUGCAUAUAC